AUGGCCGUGAUGGAUGAGACAAGGCUUCCCACGUACGAGGAGAGCAACAGGCUAGACAACUCCUCACCAUGUAUCGCUUCUUCCGAUGACUACGAGAUCGAUUGGAAGAAGCCCAAGCGCUUCAGGAUCCGGAUAGAACUCAACAAUUCGCGACUCCAGCAUGUUACCGCAGUUUGUUCGAAGCUCCUGCCACUGGUGAAGAGCCGCGUGAAGUCGGGCUUGGGCAAGACCACGAUCGUGAUGCUGCCAUCAGAUGACAGUGCAAGGACCAGAGGCAUCCUGACAGGUUACGAGCAUGAAGAUCUGCCGCUUGUCGUGCAGCUUGGAGGCCCGGCAGACACGGUCGAAUUCUGGAGGCAGAACGAGGCUUUGAGUAUGCUGCAAGGCCAGAUUUUCGACGCUCUGUCCGACGACGAGGUCCAACUGCCAGCACCGACCGUGCCUGAGCCGGCGGCCGCCCCACCCAUGCGCAGAGGGUCAUCGUGGUUCGGACGGAGACGCAGCCAGCCAGCUCAGUCAUCCUUGCCAAAAUUGACGACUAUCAGGUCGCCAGUCGAGGUCAAGGUCCUCCUCGAUCAUGUUUUCUUCCGCGCCGAAACAGAGUAUGGUUUGCUUGAGACGACGGAGAGCCGGGCUGUAAUCGUCAAGGUCAAUGUGUCGGAGCAAUGA
Messenger RNA from Recurvomyces mirabilis, 669 nucleotides. RefSeq lists its product as uncharacterized. The coding region runs from base 1 to 669 and encodes 222 amino acids. Lineage: Eukaryota; Fungi; Ascomycota; Dothideomycetes; Mycosphaerellales; Teratosphaeriaceae. The transcript has 2 exons. The record is from RefSeq and is a predicted model, not a curated record.